AUGGAAUUGUAUAAGCUGGAAACAGUUCAUGUCGAGAAAAACAGGCUCCUUAGAGCGCUCGGAUGCCAUGACGAUGUCACCGUCUUGAAGAGUGUUUUGGAUUCAACGAUGGAUCGUCACAUGUUCCGUAAGCAAGAUGUCGCAAGGGCAUACCAAAUUGUUGCAAGCAAUCGUCAUGCUGGUGAACUCGUGUUCAAUUACCUCUUCGAGCACUGGGAUGAAAUCCACUCAAGUUAUCCAUUGAGAUAUCGGAUACAGGAACGGAAUCAAAACUGA
This is a messenger RNA of Cooperia oncophora, 276 nucleotides long. The record is from the annotation of a GenBank genome assembly. Lineage: Eukaryota; Metazoa; Nematoda; Chromadorea; Rhabditida; Trichostrongylidae.